AUGUUGAACGCAGUGCGAUUUGCGUUUGCCACCUUGGCAGUCCUCCGUGUGGUGACUGCCACGGACUCGGAAUGUCUGGAGGCGGACUGCGGUGUGGUUGAGGAUGAAACCCCACUGCUGGAUGUCCAGCUCCUCCAGAAGUCCUUGCGCCUAACUCCCUCGAAGCCGUCGGCCUUAGAGGCGGUAGAAGCUGAUGGCAGUGUCACUGCUGGAGAGGCGGACAUCCAUCCCUUGGAGGAGCAUUCUCUCCUCCAGACCUCCAUCGAGGUCGGAGAAGCGGAGAACAUGACCGAAGUCUUGGGAAUGGACGGCAGCGCGGCG
Messenger RNA from Symbiodinium necroappetens, 321 nucleotides. NCBI's taxonomy places the organism in Eukaryota, Dinophyceae, Suessiales, Symbiodiniaceae. The record is from the annotation of a GenBank genome assembly.